This is a messenger RNA of Lingula anatina, 4178 nucleotides long. Its product is annotated as branched-chain alpha-ketoacid dehydrogenase kinase. Gene Ontology annotation, biological process: regulation of glucose metabolic process; protein phosphorylation. NCBI's taxonomy places the organism in Eukaryota, Metazoa, Brachiopoda, Lingulata, Lingulida, Lingulidae. Gene Ontology annotation, molecular function: pyruvate dehydrogenase (acetyl-transferring) kinase activity. Gene Ontology annotation, cellular component: mitochondrion. The record is from RefSeq and is a predicted model, not a curated record.
UGAAUGACUGUGCCUCGUUUGUAACACAAAAUAAAGUAAAUGUAUAAAGCAAAGUAAUCGAAAAAGAGGCUUAUAGGCAGAAAACAUGACACUGGUCUGCGGGUUAAACAAGUUCAGCCCAGCACGUAUGUGAGAAGACUUAGGUGAGGUCUACCGUGAAAGGUCAAGAGUCUGGCAAAUUGUUUCAAUGAAUUUCAUUGGCAAAGGAGUGGUGCUCUCUGCUAUGUUUUCUAAUCUGCCAUUGGUUGCUUCGGUACAUGCUUCUUUCGCGUGACCGAGUUUGAGUUCAGGCUGACUGUGUGAAGAAAAAAAAUUGGUUCUUUGUGAAGUAAUAGUAGGGCUCGACAGUAUGGGGACGUGCUACACCUCAUACAAAAGAGAUAUAAACAGAACAGAUAUUCUGAAGACUAUGGACGUUAAAACUAAAACACCAGAUGUGUUUGUAACAGUCGGAGAAAGUUGAGUGCUUACAGUAUAUAUAGUGUGCGUUCAAUUCAAAUCAGCUGAUCCCUCUGCGUCAGACAAGAACAACGAAGAUAUAACAUCAUGACUUCGAAGUUAACACGGAUUUUAGUUCAGACGAGCACAGUGCCUAAUGCCAUAUAUCUACAGAGUAGGACUAAAUCUGAUCACCUUAAAACCAAUGAAAGAACGAAGUCAAUGUCUUCAUAUUACAAUCAAAGUGCCAUUGACAGCGCUGCAAAAAAGGCAUCAGUUCGCCUAGUCCCCACCACAAUGCUAUAUGCUGGCAAAAGCACAGAUGGCUUACACAUCCUGCGCAGUGCCCAGUAUCUCCAUAAAGAACUUCCAGUCCGCAUUGCUCAUCGUGUUGUAGCCUUCAGAAACCUACCAUUCAUUGUGGGCUGUAACCCUACAAUUAUUUCAGUACAUGAAAUGUACAUCAAAGCUUUUCAGAUGCUAACAGAAUUUCCUGAGAUCAAAAAUUUCGAGGAUGAAGCCAGAUAUUGCAGAUUGCUUAGGAAACUGUUAGAUGACUAUAGGGAUGUUGUCACAAUGUUAGCUGAGGGAUUCAAGGAAAGCAGUAAACACAUUGAGGAUAAAGCAAUGAUCAAGACAUUCAUUGAUAGGACCUUAACAUCCCGUUUAGGAAUUAGGAUGUUAGCAGAACAUCACCUAGCCAUACACGAUGAUAAGCCAGGUUUCAAAGGCAUCAUCUGUGUUAACUUUCAACCAAGGAAACUUAUUGAAAGAAGAGCAGAUUUUGCGAGAGGUCUAUGUGAAUAUAAGUAUGGCAAAGCACCCAACGUGAAAGUGAACGGACAUCUAAAUGCAACCUUUCCAUAUAUUGCACAACCUAUAGAUUAUAUCCUAGGAGAGCUGCUUAAGAAUGGAAUGAGAGCUACUGUUGAAAGCCAUCUGGAUAACCCGAACAGUCUUCCAGACAUAGUAGUUACCAUAGCCAAUAAUGAUGUGGAUUUUAUCAUAAGGAUCUCUGACCGGGGUGGAGGGAUACCUCAUGAACACUCCUCCAAGGUAUUUGAGUAUCACUUCACCACGAGUGGCAGUGUGGUGGAUGAAAGGGUGGAUGGUGGACUGUUUGGAGAAGUCAUGAACCCGAGCUCUAAAGGACCUGCAGCAGGACCAAUGCAUGGGUUUGGGUUUGGUUUACCUGCUUCCAAGGCCUAUGCUGAAUACCUUGGGGGAAAAUUGUCCAUUGAAAGCAUGCAGGGAAUAGGAACAGAUGUCUACCUGCGUCUCAGCCAUAUUGAUGGGAAGUGUGAAAGCUUCAGAAUAUAGGUGAAACUGAGACUUGUUUAAGAAAAAGGGUUAUAAGUAGUAAAGAACAAAACAGGACCAAACUUGAUAUUAUGAAAUUGAGAACUAGCUUGUAUUUUCUUUUAAGAUGUAUGUAAUAGAUUUGGAGUGAACAUUUGUUGCAAUCUGUAGACAACAUUGUUUGAAGCUAUGCCAGUGUCAGCAUAAUGGGAUUAAUUGAUAACAGGUGUUUUCAAAAUGAGAUGCUGAUUGUUUUAGUAAUUUUAUAUUAUUGCUUCUGGUCCUGAACGGAUAUACCUUUGUCAUGCAAAGCUGAAUAUGGAAGUGUUUUGCUGAGGACUACUUUUAAAGAAAUAGUUAAGGUUAAAGUUUAUUUGUAUAUAGGGAGUGUAUAUAUAUUUCAGAGUCCUGGUGAGUCCUAGUCAGUCACAUAUAAAAGCUUUUUAUACUCAUAAAAUGCAGUUGGUGGAUGAAUAUUUUGAAAUAUUAUUUUAAUUCUUCUCUGAUUAAAGUCUUUAGGGGAUAUGUUCACAAGAAAGUUAUUGUUUGACUGAGCAUCUCUAGUUUAGUAUGGUUUCAUCAGGGGGGGAUUGAACUCCCAAGAAGGAGUUACGUUGAGUUGGUUGAUUAUUUUGGAAUUUUUGUCUCUUUUUACACACAGUUCACUUGAAAUAAUAUGUAAACCCGAGUAACCAAGUAACUACAUAUCUUGGCUUUCUUCCCCAAAUGUGCCCAAAAAUAUGUCACAGGUGCUGAGCUUGCUUAUGCACCGAUUUGGUGAUCCUGACAAAGCACACAAAAAAUCGUCCGAAUCGGGGCAUAAGUAAGCUUAACACCUGUGUUAUAUUUCAUAGGCACAUUUAGGAUGAAAUAAGCCAAAUAUGUAGUUACUCAGUUUAAAUAUAAUUUUAAGCGCAAUGUGUUUGAAAGAGACAAAAUGUCAGGGUUAUCAGUGGGUGUUAGUGUGUGUGAUUUGAAAAUAAAGCUGCUCAUAAUAAAUUUGAAGCUUGGGCUACUCAUGUGUCAGCAGUUGAGCUUCAGUGUUACUUAUGUGGUUCACAUUCAUUAGCUUUUUAAGAUGAUAUUUGAUUAAGAUUUUGUUGCAAGUACAUUUAUGAACUACUUUUGUUCCAAGCACUGUCAUUUACUGUUUGUAUUGUGCCUUUACCAUUUACAAAGUAUAAAACACCACUCAAUUUACAAUUCGGUUGGAACUCAUCAGAUUUUUAGGGUUAGAUUUUAGCCUUGUGAAAUUGUUAAAUUUAUUAUUGUUAUCCUUAUUCAUCAACAGUACUUACUGUACUGUACAAAUUCAGUGCUUUAUUGACAUGUAAAAGGAUUAUUUUGCUGUUGUUUGUUGGGGUGAAUCGAUCUCUAAUAAUGUGAUUGAGCAUCUGGAAAUUCAAGUUGCACAUUACAGGCAAAUCUAGCUUUUCGAGAGGAAAUCUCAGACUGAAGUCUAUUAUCAAAUAUUGUCUAAUGCUGGAAAGAUUCUCAUCCUUUUGUGUUGCUUUCUUUACAUGUACUAUAUGUUAAAGUCUAGUCUACUGCUUAGGAAUCUCAGCAUUCCAUGUUUAUUUUUUGACAAAGAGAAAUUUUAUUUACUUCUAUUGUGCCAUUUUGAGAUUGCACAUUUAAUUUAACUGCCUGCAUUUUAGUUUGGUAGUACUUAUUAACAUUUCUGUUUGUUUUAUUUUGUAAGGAGUUCAAUCUCUUAAGCAACUCUUCUGCAUUAGAGGUGUCAAAUUGCUAUAUUUCAAGUUACCUCAGAUGUGUUAAGCAGCAUUUUAUGUACAAGACAUGUAACCCUUUAAGUAUUCAAUCUUUUGGUGCUUUGUAAAAAAGGAUCUUGUGUUUGCAAUUUGAAAGUUUGUUUUUUGUGUUUGUAAGUGGCAUAUUGUAUGAAUUGGCUCAUGCUUCAAGUAUGAACAUAUAUACUUAUAAAUAAAGUAUUAUAUCUUUUGCGAAAACAACGGAACAUUAACAAGGAGAAAUAAACUAUUAAUUCCUAAUGAAAUGUUUCAGUUAACAAUUUGAAGGUGGAUUGUGUAAAAUCUAUUUCUGAAAUAAGAAAGCGAGAUGCUCCUGUCAGAUACUGCUUGUUUUUUAGUUUAGUUUUAUUUGUUAAUAAAGUUAAUAUUUUUCUGUAUCAGAAAAUGACUUGAUACCUUAUUAUUCAAGUUUACAGGUUAAAAGUUUGAGUGGUUAUUUGGGAUUUUUUCUUAUAAAAGAUAUAGGUCUUUGAUGGAUGCAGAAUUUGUCUUGCGUACCCCAAAUAAUUGAAUUCCUUUUUUUCCACGAUUUAUCACAUAGGAUAUUGAGAAUUAGCCUUUUCUGACUAGGUGGAUGUAUUCAGAACUUUGUUUGGUCUCAGUAUUAGUAGGGCUAUUAUUAUUUUGGUGUCGUAGAAUGUUUUAACGAAGUCUGAGCUUAUUUUCUAU